Molecule: messenger RNA, 1988 nt
Organism: Sander lucioperca (pikeperch)
Lineage: Eukaryota; Metazoa; Chordata; Actinopteri; Perciformes; Percidae
Gene: gata5
Product: GATA binding protein 5
Exons: 7
Coding region: 498-1649 (383 amino acids)
Biological process (GO): negative regulation of transcription by RNA polymerase II; cardiac muscle tissue development; cell fate commitment
Cellular component (GO): nucleus
Molecular function (GO): DNA-binding transcription factor activity, RNA polymerase II-specific; zinc ion binding; RNA polymerase II cis-regulatory region sequence-specific DNA binding
Source: RefSeq, a predicted model, not a curated record
AGUAGGGGAGCGAAUAGGAGCACACCCAUAUCAGCAAUUAUCAGCGACAGUAACUAUCUCCAGAUACGCGCAGGAAGAGGAACAGUCGUCAGUCGUCCCGGACCCAAAAAAACAUAACUUUGGUUUCAUUUAUCUCCGAUCAGUGCGCGCAACUUUUACGCAUUAAAAGAAGAGAUUUCUUUUUCUGUGUGGAGACGCUCCGCUCUGCUCCCGCGUCCGUCUCUCGUAUCUGUGUGGAGCGACAAAGUUUGUACACUCACCUACUGAGUUUUUUGGACGUCUGAAAAGGGACCGGACUGCUUUAUCACCCGGCCGUCCUUAUCUGGACAGAAAUCUCCACACGAAUUGUAUUAAGUCAACUGUUCAAAAAGGCGCAGACAAAUUCUUCUGACGAGGGUGGAAGAGCCUCUACGUGUGGACAGAAUCACCUCCACAGGACUGGGACCAGCCCUGACAAAUCCUCCCUUUAUUUCCCAACACUCCAAACAGUUGUGAAAAUGUAUCAAAGCCUGGCCUUGUCCUCCAACCAAUCCCCUUACGCGCACGACACCGGGAAUUACAUCCACCCGUCGGCCAGCUCUCCGGUCUACGUCCCGACCCCCAGAGUCCCGGGCAUGCUGCCCACCCUGCCCUACCUGCAGACCUGCGACUCGACCCACCAGUCCCACGGCCUCGGCGGGCACCACGGCUGGCCCCAGGCCGCCACGGAUGGCUCCUCCUUCACGCCCAGCAGCCCUCACCCUCCGCAUGGCUUCUCGUACUCGCACAGCCCGCCCGUGAGCAGCAACACCGGCCGGGAUGCGAGCUACCAGAGCCCGCUGGUUCUCGGGAACGGCGGCCGGGCGGAUCAGUACGGAGGCGCGCUGGUGCGCUCGGUCGGAGGCUCCUACUCCAGCCCCUACGCCUACAUGAGCCCGGAGAUGGCGACGUCGUCCUGGACGCCGGGACCCUUCGAGGGCGGAGUGAUUAGUCUACAGGGACGCCAUGGACUGUCUGGGAGAAAGUCCAGUCUGGACCUGAUCGACGACAUGGCCAAUGAGGGCAGGGAGUGCGUGAACUGCGGCUCCGUGUCCACGCCGCUGUGGCGCAGGGACGGCACCGGACACUACCUGUGCAACGCCUGCGGCCUCUACCACAAAAUGAACGGCAUCAACAGGCCGCUCAUCAAACCACAGAAACGACUGCAGCAGACCACAUCUCGCCGGGCCGGCCUUUGCUGCACUAACUGCCACACCAGCACCACCACACUGUGGAGACGCAACGCUGAGGGAGAACCAGUGUGUAAUGCCUGUGGCCUCUACAUGAAGCUGCAUGGGGUGGCCAGACCUCUGGCUAUGAAGAAAGAGAGCAUUCAGACCAGGAAGCGCAAACCCAAGAUGCCCAAGAAUAAAACAUCCACAGGAUCCACCGCCUCUGACACCAGCUCCCCAACAUCGCUGUCAGUCUCAGAACACGCCUCAACCAUUAAGAGCGAACCCAGCAUGGCCCCUUCCCCCUACGCUGGACAGACGGUCACGUCUGCCACUCAGACGGCUUCUCAUUUAGACAGCACAGGAUCAGGACACGUGGACAUUAAAUACGAGGAUUAUCCCUUUACACCAACCUCCAUGGCCCCACAGAACUCCUGGUGCGCUCUGUCUCAAGCAUGAGAAAAAACCUCGACCAACAAGACUGCCAUACUGACACGAUACAGCUCACCUUGGCCAUAUCUCCAUCCUGCAACCAUUCCUCUUGACUCUGAUGCUGAGGAGAAUAGAGAGCUGUGUUGUAUAAACAUUAAAUUUGGGGUUUAUGCGGUGUCUGAUGGAUGCGUGUGUUCAGCGCUCUUCACCUGAGCACCUUGACCUAAUCCGCUUGCCACACUGUAACACACUGGCUCUGUACCAGCCCACCUGGAACAUACUUUAGCUUCACAGUAGUCUAUAUCGACGAAGUUUCAUUUCAGGUGUUUCCACCGGAUGUCCCUCAUUUUCGGCUGGUUGUCCAUU